This is a messenger RNA of Penicillium olsonii, 1596 nucleotides long. NCBI's taxonomy places the organism in Eukaryota, Fungi, Ascomycota, Eurotiomycetes, Eurotiales, Aspergillaceae. The record is from the annotation of a GenBank genome assembly.
AUGCCACCAAAGAAGGGAACACGCAAGCGCAAGGCCGACCCUCCCAAAGAGCCUGAGCCCUCUGAGGUCUCCUCCGUCGCUUCUGACCCCCCUCCCAAGAAGCCCAAAGGCCUCGGAUUCAGAGCCGAAUCUAUACCCCCAUUGUCCUUAGAGGAUCUUGAAGGAUCCACGGUCAAGAAAAAGCAGCCUCCCGGUCUUGGGUCGGAUGACGAUACUGAAAUCGAAGAUGUCGAACAGACCACUCGAACCAGAGUGACAGAAGGCCCAGGGCCCGUUAACCCGGACCAAUUUGCAAACUACGUAUCCUACAAUAUGCUAUACCAUAGUGCAGGUGUUGCUCCUGCCAUACAAAAGCGACAGCGUCCACCGCGUCAGCAGCGAUGGAAGAAUCCCAACAAGGAACCCAUCACCAAAGCUUCCGAUACCCCGGAUGGCUGGAACCCCAAUGAGCCUGAUCUUGACCCUGAUGAUGUCGAUGCUCAAAUCGACCGGUGUUUCGAAAGAAUCGACGACAACAUCAUGCCAAAUUUCUUCGAGAUUCGACUGGAGCAAUAUUUGCGUAUGAGAAAGGCGCGGAAGGAGAUUGCAGAUUCCCAGCCAAAGGGACUUGAUCCUGAGGUCGUUCAGCGCUUGCACCAUCUGAGUGCGAUUCAGAAUCAGCUUCAAACGCGAGGCGAUCCGGAUGACCAACUUCCUAAUGUUCGUGCUCUUCUUAAGGCUUAUAGGGGAGGUGACUUGAAGGUCUCAAGGGGAAUGGUCACCUACUGGUCUGAAGGUGUGCAACUCAAUAAGCCUGAGAUGUUCAAUCGAGAGCUGCAUGAGAAGAUGAUACGAGAGAAUGAUGCCACCAGGUCAUUCUGGGUUGAGGGCAUCCUGCAACAAACACCCCAGCAUCUCGGCCACAUAGCUGCCUAUCUGUGUUACAACGAUGCACGCGCAGUACAGAUCCCGAUCAAGGUGACAACGAGCACUGAUUAUCUCUUCCCGCAUCAAGUGCAGUCCGUCGAUUUCGAAGCCCUUCAUGAUACCGGUGCGGAUAUGAUGGCAAUUCCCGCCCCCAAAUUCGAGCAGAUCGAGGCCAUGGGCACGAAAGCCGUGCUGUAUGGGUAUUCCGUUAUGGAAGUGGUGGGGGGAACGCUUUUCUAUUCCAAGAUCGUUGAACUUGAAGUUAGCCCAGUGAUACCAUUGACAGACGAAUUAACCCUCAGCCCAUGGUUGAAGGUUCCAGCUGCUGUGAUCGAGGACCAGUCCGGGGGCAAUUCAAGUUCAAAUCAGAGAGUGCUCUCGGGCCCUUUCCCUCGUUUCCAGUUCUAUACUGCGACUUGCCCGGAUGGACUUGGGCUUUUUUAUAUGUCAUGGUUCAAAGAGGAGUUGACAGAAUACCUUCCGAAUCUACCAAGUGGGUAUCAGACUGAUAUGCCGCCAAUUGGGUAUGUCCUGCCACCUUCGCCGGGUGGUGGACCACCGAGGGCCCCGGUUAAGCAAGCAUGGCAAGAUACAAAUACACAGCUUCCUCAAGUGUCUACUAAACAGCCUGUCAAGCGAGUGAAGAGAGCCAGGGGCAGGGGCAGGGGCAUUGCAAGAGGGAGAGCGUGA